GUUCUGACCAAGUUCAGGAAGAGACGUGGCCCGAAACUGGGCAGUGUCACGCUUACGACAGGCUGUUAGCUAAGGUGGCACUUCCGCUGUUGGCCAGCAAGAAAAUUGCGUGGGAAGCACCACCUCUGCAAGCAGUUCGCGGGCAAGGGCGGCUGUUACCUGCAGUACUGGAUGCGGCCCAGGCUUCUGAAGCCCAAGAGGCUACCAACGAAGGAGCUGAUGCGCUCGCGGUGCUUUGUGCCCAUGGAGCUCCCGGAGCUCGCAAGCGACUCCUCACUUGGACUCUUAGUGAGUCCGUCAGCUUGUAUGGCGCGGCGUUGCGUGUUCAUCUCUUUUUGACCUCGCGGCUUGGAGCGGAGCGUGCGCUGGCGUGGGCACAGUUCUUGAUGAAGGGCUCCGAUCUUCUUGGUGGAUCUGGGCGGGGCGCACUGCGUGCCCAAAGUCAAGUGUGUUCUUGCAUUGCAGUACUGCUAUCAUCUUGUCACCCCAGCUUUUUGAACCCUUGGGUGCAAAAUCUGCUUUCUUCGGGAUUGUGCCGCGCAGAUGAGCUGCUUCUCGUGAGGAGGAUUGUUGCAUCGCGCCCCUCUGUCGCGGACGAGCUGGCUGAAAAGCUGACGGCGGAUGUUCAAGCCGCACCAAGCCCUGCAAAGCUCCGUUGCCUAGGCAACAUCGCUAGGCUGAUGCCAAAGGAGAAACUUAAGGUCAUGUGUGAGAUGCUCCGAUCUAUCCUGCGAUCGGACAGCUUUGAUGCAGCUACCCGUGCAGAGGCUUGGGCUGUACAUGCUUGGUGCUGCGAGCGGCUAGGUGACGUCUCCAGUUUCCGUGUUGGCAUGCGCUAUGCCAUCAAAUACUUCGACAAGUCGGAUGUCAUGGGCACUCGAGUCGCUUUAGUGCUAUCCAGAGUCGGAGGUGCUCUCUUCGAAGGAAGUGCUGGUGCGAUCGAGGGUCUUUGCUGCGCGACCUGGCCGUUGAGGGCAGCUGGGCUUGCUGCGGCAGCGAGCGCUAUGUCAGAGGAUGCUCCAGCAGCGGUCCGUCAAGUCUCGCGCACCGCUGUAUCCGCCUUCGAUGAGGGUUUCAUUGUCCAGUCGGAUCGCCUGGAACUGCCAUCAAAAAGACGAAGGCUGUUGCAGUGCCUGGUUAAUUUGCCCGACAAGUUCGACAAGGCAGAAGGGGAGGAGGACAUUUCACACUUGUGUGAAUUGUCUCUGUCCAAGAUCAAGUCUUGGCAGUCUUGGCUCCAGCCACCGGUGUGA
Messenger RNA from Symbiodinium sp. CCMP2456, 1253 nucleotides. Lineage: Eukaryota; Dinophyceae; Suessiales; Symbiodiniaceae. The record is from the annotation of a GenBank genome assembly.